GCCAUUUGAGUAUGUGUGUGAGCUGAGAUGCCUAUGAUGCCUGACAAUGCUGUCUAAGUAGGCAGCUCAAUGAGUGUUAUGACAGAACCAUCACAUGCUUGACGUUGGCAUAUGCAGUGUGUUAGUGAUGGGUGGAGAAAGGACCGUUUGCAGUCCAGUUGAUUCAGUGUGUUGAAGAGUGUGUUGUGCAUGUACAGCUGAGAGCAGAGGGCAUCUACACCACAUAGAGAUGGCAGCCCUUCAGUAAGAUGUUGGAAGCGACUCUAAUUGACAGAAAUCAUCACCUUCACUGUAAUCCCACAAGACUGACCUGGACUGUUAAAUGCCCUCUCAAUACAAAGGGCUAAAAUGUUUGUGGUCUCCUUGCCAAGAUGUCUACAGAUCUGUGUGUCUUUGGUAAUGGUGUCCAGACUACAAGGCAGGGUCUCAGCUCCAGCACGUCUGGAAGCCAUGGUUGAACAGCCCUUUACUCUGAGCUGUACGCUUGUCAAGGCUAAAGGAGAAUCAGUUCAUCAGAUCCGCUGGCUGGAUGUGCAGAACCAGACGUUAAUCACUUACCAGCCUGGUCAACAAGACAGCGUGAGCGGUCAACAGCAUGUGGAGCUAGCGGCCUCUCCACGAGAUGCCAGCGCUAUCACUAUCAAACGUGUCAGCUACAGGGAUGAAGGUUGUUACACUUGCAUCUUUGAUGUUUAUCCCAGAGGCUCAAGGGAAGGACAGACCUGCCUUACUGUUACAACAACAGUGAUCUCAGAGGGCAAUAAGACUGCAGUGGGUGGUAAACAAGCCUCUCUUGCCUGUCGGUAUGCCCUGCCAGAGAAAGUCAAGCAGGUGUUGUGGAAGAAGAUUGUGAAUAAAGCAGAAUCCCGUGACAUUGCAUUUUUUGCAAAGCAAAGUGACCCUGUAAUUGAAGAAGAUUUUGUAGACCGUGCGAGCUUGAACCCUUCGCUGUCUGACACAGAGCUCACUUUAUGGCCGGUCCGAGCUGAAGAUGAGGCCUGCUACACCUGUGAGUUCCACACGUACCCAGAUGGCAUUAAGAGUGCCACAAGUUGCCUUACUAUUUUUGUCCUGCCCAAACCUCAAGUAAGUUACAAGACCGCAUCUCCCGGAGUGAUUGAGGCUAACUGUACUGCCGUCGCCCGGCCACAGGCUGAAAUAGUAUGGAAUGUCGAGGGGAAUGACCGGACCAUUGGUUCACCUGUGACCACCACUAUCCAGCAGAGUGACGGGACGACUCUGGUCAUCAGUACAUUGACCAUCCAGGCUGGACUCCUGAAGGAUGUCUCUGUCAAAUGUCUCGUUCAUCAUAAAGGACUGGAGACUGCCAUUGCUGUUUCCAUGAACACUAAAAUUGGCACGGCACUUACUAUCCUGAUCUCUGUGACUACAGUUGCGUUCCUUCUGGUCCUGUGCCUCUGUUUCUGUUUGUGGAAGUGUGUCCUGCGUAAGGAUGAGCCUGAAGAGCAUCAAUUACAGAGAAGAGGCCGAGAAGACAGACAAACAGACAGUUGAAUAGUGAAUCAUUUCGAUCGUGGUUGAGGGAUAUGCUGAGACACCUGUGAAGACGAAAAUCUCCUGUCACCACGUUACCUGCUUUUCCAGCCAAAGAAAACCUGUGACACAUCUCUACUUGAGGAAAGAUUCUACAUUCUGAACAAUAUGUAAAUCUAUCACUAAUAUAAAUAUUGCAGUAGAUGGCAUUUUAUCUUGGCACAGGAGGUAAAUUAAUUAAGUUAAUAUUUGCCAUGGUGUAAUGCAUCUGUGAAAUAAAAAAAAAAACUCUUGAAUUCUCUGAAAAAAAAUAGUUAUCCACUCAAAUAAAGUAUAAGUAUAACUUUCUUGUUUAUUUUUAUUAAUCAUAAAAGUGGUCACUGCAGUGCCAAAUAACAACUGUCCCCUCUCUUUUGAUCUGGUCCAGUUCCACCUCUGUGGACCUAAUGGGUGGGGCUCAACCUAAUUAGAUUUCGGGGUAGGGUAAAGGCUGGUUCACACUGUGUGAUUUUGGCCACGAUUUGGUCGUCCGAGACAAAUUUUGCAAAUCCUAAAAGAUUCCUAUAAUCCUAGACUAAAAUCUGUAGUCUUUGAUCGCUAGUUUGACAUGUUCACCGACAGCCGGUUAAUGACCGCUGCAAUCAAAUUCUGGCAGUGUCAGAAGAUUUGGUGCACAACCCUGCAUUGUGACAUCUACGAGGAACGUCAGAUUGUCUUCGUUUUUCAAGACAAGCCGUGUUUAAAAUUAAUGAUAGAGAUGUCUUUUUUAGCCACCAUUUUAGUCCUACAUGUAAUGUAGCUCACAGUCACCGAACGUGUAUGAGUUGAUGAAGUAAAACUCUGACAAGUUUUCAUGCGCACGUCCGUUUUUAACGCGUCUUGACUGUCGUACAGUCUGACAUAAAUGACAGCUGAAAUCCCACAGUGUGACAUGAGGAUCAUGUUCGUAUAGUCUGACAAGUAACAAUACUAAAGGACUGUUAUAAAUUGCACAGUGUGAACCAGCCUUAAGGUUAGGGUUAGGGAGUGGCUGAACGUCAAGCUCCACUCAUUAGUUCUGCAGUGAGCAGCCAUUCAGUUAAACGGUAUCAUGAAUUACAUUCUCUCAGGUCUGAUUCUCAUCCAUGAUUCUCAGGUCUGUAUGUUUAAAUUAAAUAAUAAUUGUGAUUUUGAUUUUAAUUUCAGUCAGUCGUGUAGCCCUAGAUUAACCUCACACAAACACAAAACAAAUUCUCACUUCAAACACGCUGCUCUGUCUCACAUGCUAAACUGUGUCAUACAGAAGCUACUGUGAUAAAUUUAUUCAUCGCACAGACCAUUUUUUUUUUUUUCGUAGCACAUGCAACUUAAAGGUGCUAAAGAGGAUGUUUUGUUUUAUACAUUUUUGCAAUAUUACUUGAAACUGUAUUUACUAACUGAUAAAAGACUA
This is a messenger RNA of Megalobrama amblycephala (Wuchang bream), 2923 nucleotides long. RefSeq lists its product as uncharacterized. The transcript is spliced from 9 exons. The record is from RefSeq and is a predicted model, not a curated record. Gene Ontology annotation, molecular function: cell-cell adhesion mediator activity. The coding region runs from base 349 to 1515 and encodes 388 amino acids. NCBI's taxonomy places the organism in Eukaryota, Metazoa, Chordata, Actinopteri, Cypriniformes, Xenocyprididae.